This is a messenger RNA of Passer montanus (Eurasian tree sparrow), 782 nucleotides long. Its product is annotated as guanine nucleotide-binding protein G(I)/G(S)/G(O) subunit gamma-11. The coding region runs from base 248 to 469 and encodes 73 amino acids. Gene Ontology annotation, biological process: G protein-coupled receptor signaling pathway. The record is from RefSeq and is a predicted model, not a curated record. Gene Ontology annotation, cellular component: heterotrimeric G-protein complex. Gene Ontology annotation, molecular function: G-protein beta-subunit binding. The transcript is spliced from 2 exons. NCBI's taxonomy places the organism in Eukaryota, Metazoa, Chordata, Aves, Passeriformes, Passeridae.
GAGGGGAUUAGCGCGCAGGUUUAAAGGCCGGAGCGGCGCGGGGAAGGGGUGCAGGCGCGCCGGAGAGGGAGCGGCCGCGGCCGAGCAGCGGGGCAACUCGGGCGGCAGCGUGUGAGCGAGCCCGGGGGCGGGCCGGGGGCGGCCGUCCCACAGCCCCGCCACCGCCCGGGGGCUCCGGCCCCGGCGCCCUCGCUGCCCAGACGUAACCUUUUGUCCUCACUCCCUGCGCGCUCCGGUAGUGUAGACGAUGCCAGCCAUCAACAUCGAGGACCUGAGCGAGAAGGACAAACUGAAAAUGGAAGUGGAGCAGCUCCGGAAAGAAGUGAAGCUGGAAAGGCAGCCGGUCUCCAAGUGCUCCGAAGAGAUCAAGAACUACAUCGAGGAGCGGUCGGGAGAGGACCCGCUGGUGAAGGGGGUUCCCGAGGACAAGAACCCCUUCAAGGAGAAGGGAGGCUGUGUCAUCGCUUAGGAGAAGGAGCCCCGCGCCUGCCCCUGGAGCAGGCAUUCCUCCCGUACCCGUAGGGAGUGACUAGCGUGUCCCCACCGCCGCCAGUCCGUGCCGAGCGAGCACAGGAGCGGAUUUCUUUUUAUUUUCCAUUUCUCCUUACAAAAAUACAGAAACCGCGCGAAAGCUGCCGAGCCCCGCGCCGGCCGCUGGGCCGGGCCGGCUGUGCCCCGCUCCCCGCCGCGGCCGGCCUCUGUCGCUGCGCGGGGCCCGCUCGCCACCCGCUUGUCGGUCGCUUCAUGGCUGUUCGUUGGCAUUAAAGAAAAGCUGCCCGUAA